Messenger RNA from Podospora anserina S mat+, 1209 nucleotides. RefSeq lists its product as uncharacterized. Gene Ontology annotation, cellular component: fungal-type vacuole membrane. The record is from RefSeq and is a predicted model, not a curated record. Bases 1 to 1209 code for a protein of 402 amino acids. NCBI's taxonomy places the organism in Eukaryota, Fungi, Ascomycota, Sordariomycetes, Sordariales, Podosporaceae. The transcript is spliced from 2 exons. Gene Ontology annotation, molecular function: transmembrane transporter activity. Gene Ontology annotation, biological process: transmembrane transport.
AUGGAAAGCACGGCCUCAAAGCAGCUACCACCGACGACAAAGGGCAACAUGACGCGGCCACGACCGUUGUCGACCUUCUCGUCGGCCUCCACCCAUCUCGAUAUCUUUACCCCCAUUACUCCCCCAACGAUCACCCCCUUCCUAACCCUCAGCACCACCCCCGCGCCUCCUGUGGACCCAGAAAACGGCGUGUCAACAAAGGAGAUGAUAGUAGACUCGCCACCAGAAGGUGGCCUGCAAGCGUGGUUGACAGUUGCUGGAUCCUUCUGCAUCACCACAGCCGUGUACGGAUUGAGCAACUCUGUCGGUGUCAUCCAACCCUACUGGGCCCAGCACCAUCUGUCCUCCUUUCCGAUCCAAGACAUCGCCUGGAUCUCAGGCGCCAACAUCUUCCUGUGUUUGUUCCUGGGCGUCCAGGUCGGCCCAUGGUUUGACCGGUUCGGUCCGAGAUGGCUGCUGAUGGCGGGUAGUCUGGUGUACCUAGCAGGACUUGUCGGGCUAGGCUUCCUGCCAGAAGAGAGCGAUGUCCAUGUCAGACAGGGCGUGCGAGCUCCGGGUGUCAUGUAUGGUCAUUUGAUGCUUCUUUGGGGUAUCGUCAUGGGUUCGGGGGCGGCUUUAUGCUGCACUGUUGCUCUCUCUGUUCUCGCGCACUGGUUCGAAAAGAAGAGGGGGUUGGCGGCAGGGAUUGUCUUUGUUGGUAGCAGCGUGGGGGGUGCUGCUUUUCCGUUGGUGUUGAGGACCACGCUGCCCAAGUUGGGAUGGGCAUGGAGCAUGAGGAUCCUGGCUCUCAUUGUGACAUCGCUGUUGGGUAUGGGGAACAUCCUAAUCAAGGGUCGCAUCAAGGGUCGACGGGGGUCGGGGGCGAUCAACUUUGGAUGUUUUCGAGACGCUAGCUUUCUGUGGACGACUGUUGGUUGCUUCAGUAUGUGCCUUCUCGACUUUGGACUAGGCUCAGGAGUUGGACGGCUGGUGGCGGGUGCCAUCUCGGACAAGAUUGGCCGGUUCAACACCAUGAUCUUGACCACCAUCUUCUCUAUCAUCACAACAUUUGCCGUCUGGAUGUUGGUGGAAACGGACAGGAUGUGGCUACUCUACCUGUUCGCAGCCCUCUUCGGCUUCGGCACCGGUUGUGUCAUCAGCAUCGGGCCGAUCUGUGUUGGGCAGUACGUGCUCCCUCAACUUGAAGAGCACGGGCAACAGCUUUGCUGA